GACAUACGUUACAUAUGGAAAUUACUGGCCGUACAAAUGUCGCUGGGACUAAUUUGCCCCGUACGCGCAACGUUACAUUAACAUUCGUGUCGUGAUCGCCGCCCGUACCAAUAGCUCCCGGGGCUGCCUGUGUGAUCUUCAUUCGCGGGCGCAGUGUCACACCAUUCAGGAAUCGGUGGCGAUCGGUGUGUGGCUUGGCUUGGCUGGCAAUCCGCGCGGCUGCUCGCCGUCAGUACGAUCUUUGGUCCCGGCGAAGGAACCACGGUCGCUCCGCGGUUCGGCGAUGUAAAAAGUCCACCCGGUGGUCCGCGGGUUACGAACGUGAUAUUACCGCAUAGAACCUCGUGAACAUGAAGUAAGAGGAGGGCCGACUCAGACAGAACCAACCGGACUUGCUUUCAGAAAAGAUGAGGGGCGGAAGCAGCCUGAGCCACUACAACGACGACGAGUUCUUCAGCGGAGGACCCUGUCCGUCCUGUCGUCUGGCGAUCAACAAGGAGACCGGACGCUUGAAGUGGUGCAUGGGAGGGAACGACACUUGGCGGUUCCGCGUGAAGCUGAUGCUGCUGAUACCGGCGGUCCUGCUGCCGAUCACCAUCAUCUUCAUCGCCCUGUCCCGGUCCCAGGUGAUCGGGAAGGCGCCCUAUUACCGGACCUACCUGAUCCACGCGGCGGGUCGCAGGCCCGACGAGAGGACCGAGGAAACCUUCCCGCCGACCAGCCAUACCGAAACCGAACGCACCGGAGAGGAAGAGGAGGACGAAGGAAUCCUGAUAUCUGGGAUGAAAACCAGCUACGUGCCGGUGGAAACGGCCAUACCGCCGCAGCAUUUGAAACGACGCAAGAGAGAACUCGACGGGGUGCAGUCGACCGACUACGUCACCGGGAAGGUGGACGAGCUUAACGCCGAUGAAAAUUCGGACAAUUACCUGGACGAUUAUUAUCCGGAGGUAGACGCCGAGGAGAUAAAGGAUAACUUGGAGAUCGAAAGCAACGACUAUCGAAACUACGGGGAGCAUUCCUGCGACAACCAUAAGCUCGAGGAGGAGCUGCACUCGAGAUCGUUCGGUGGAAAGUACGACGACAACGAGGAGCAAUCGCAGGACGAGUCCGACGAGGGCGAGCAAGGCGGUAGACGGUCGAUCUCGAUCGACGAUCUAGACUCGAGCCUGCCGAUCUCGGACGAGCAAACCGACGAGACCGAGCCGAACUUCGACACGUUCUGGAAGAGCGAGGGGAACGCCUGGGACAUCAGGGAGGCUAAAGCAAAAAUCAUGCUCACGUACAUGGACAGAAGCACCGAUCCCUGCGAGGAUUUCUACCAGUACGCCUGCGGUAACUGGGCCAGGCACAAUCCCAUACCGAAGGACAAGUCGGCCUACGACACCUUCGAGAUGAUCAGGGAGUCCUUGGACACCGUCCUCAAGGAGCUGCUCGAGGAGCCCAUAUCCCCGGAGCUGGAAUCGGACGUCGACGACGCGACCGUCAAGGCGAAGUACUUGUUCCAGAGCUGCAUGAACUACGAGAUCUUGGAGCAACGCAUGGGACGGCCACUUAUAGAGCUCCUGGACGAACUCGGUGGUUGGCCGAUCCUCAGGCCCAACUGGGACCCGGAGAAGUUCGACUGGCUGCUUCUGGUUGCUCAGCUGAGGCUCUACAACAACGAUAUCCUGAUUUCAGAAUGGGUUGCGCCGGAUAUUAAGAACAGCGACGAGUAUAUAAUACAGUUCGAUCAGACGUCGCUGGGACUCCCGACGAGGGACUACUUUCUUCAGCCGUCGAACAUCAUCUACUUGAAGGCCUACAAGAACUAUCUGAUCAAAAUCGCGACCCUGUUGGGAGCACCUUUGCAGAAUGCCACCAUGGACGCCGACGAAUUGAUAGAGUUCGAAACGCGAUUGGCCAAGAUCACAUCGUCCGCGGACGAGAGGGGAAACGUCUCGGAACUGUAUCAGAGAAUGAGCAUCGGCGAACUGAGAAGUCUUGUCCCCCAAAUCAACUGGCAUCAGUAUCUGACGAUUGUUUUAGCUAGACCGAUGAACGCUACCGAACCAGUCGUCGUUUACGCGUUGCAGUACAUCCAGGAUUUGGUGAACCUCUUGUCGAAAACUAGUCCACGGACCAUCGCGAAUUACCUUCUGUGGCGAUUCGUCAGGCACAGGGUGAACAAUUUGGACGAUCGAUUUCAGGAAGCCAAGCAGAAGUUUUAUUACAUCCUGUUAGGCAGGGAACAGGCGCCGUCGAGAUGGAAGAAUUGCGUUGCUCAGGUGAAUUCGAACAUGGGGAUGGCCGUGGGAUCGAUGUUCGUGAAGAAGUAUUUCGACGAGAAGAGCAAGAACGACACAUUGUCGAUGAUCCGAGAAAUCCAAAGAGCCUUCAGAGAGCUGUUGAACCAGACCAGCUGGAUCGACGACGAAACGAAGGAGCUGGCGACCGAGAAGGUGAUCGCCAUGCUGCUGCGAAUCGGUUACCCUGAUUUCAUUUUGCAGCCGAAGCUGUUGAACAAGCGCUACAAGGAUAUCGUUAUCCAUCCGGACAAGUACUUCGAGAACACCUUGAAUAUUCUGCAACACCUAACCAGGGUGGGACAGGACCGUCUCGGCAGCCCUGUGAACAAAACUCUGUGGAACACCGCCCCGGCCGUCGUGAACGCUUACUAUAGUCGAAGCAAGAAUAGGAUAAUGAUCCCAGCCGGCAUACUACAGCCGCCAUUUUAUCACAGAUACUUCCCACGGAGCCUGAAUUUCGGCGGGAUCGGUGUGGUGAUCGGCCACGAAAUCACCCACGGUUUCGAUGAUAAGGGUCGACUGUUCGACAAGGACGGCAAUCUGCAUCGUUGGUGGAAGGACGAGGCUAUUUACGGUUUCCACCAGCGAGCCCAGUGUCUUAUCGACCAGUACAGCCAUUACACCGUCAGCGAAGUUGGGAUGCAAAUCGAUGGAAUCAAUACGCAAGGGGAGAACAUCGCGGACAAUGGCGGCAUCAAGCAAGCUUUCCGUGCAUACGAAAGAUGGCUGGGCGAAAACGGAGGCGCCGACGAAACCCUGCCUGGAUUGAACGCAACCGGAAAACAGCUGUUCUUCCUGAACUUCGCGCAAGUGUGGUGCGGUUCGAUGAGACCGAAAGCCUCCAGGAACAAACUGAAAACCACCGUGCAUUCGCCGGGCAAGUUCCGCGUGAUCGGAACACUGUCGAACUCUGAGGACUUCUCGGAGGUGUUCAGCUGCCCCCUCGGCUCACCGAUGAACCCUGUUAACAAAUGUUCCGUUUGGUGACAAGCCGGGAAGCUCGUCGAUCCAGGAUCGAUACGAGUCUUCGCUUCAAAGAGAACUCGAGGGAGAUUAGUUUCGCGUUGCCUCUUAGGUCGUGCUGGUCGAUGACGGAUGUGGGAUGGUGGAAAUUAAUCCUGCAAUAGCACAUUUGAAAUCACUGAUUUUGACCGCUGCUCCUCGCUGAUUCUCGGCAAAUAUUUUACUAUAUCCGAAGGAUAUCUCAUCUAACUAUUUUCCUUCUAAUGUAUGGAAAAUGCCUCAAACACAUUUUGAAUGACUAUAAAUUAUUCCUUUAGGUCUCGUCGAUAUGUUUUUGUCGUACAACAUGUACUUUUUGCGAUUGAAAAGACACCGACAAACUAAAGAACAUUUGAAAAGAAUGAAUCCGUGUUUGGAACAUUUCUCGCGUCAUUAAAAAUUAAGAGAACGUUUAAGCGUUGUAGUCCUAGACGGACUUACACUAUACGAGCGCAUAUUUUUUGGUAACGCUACCGCAGGGUUAAUCUCUAUCCUUCUGGCACGUCAGUCGUUCUCAAUAAUCCUCGCGCUUCGUAAGGGUAGUAGACUCUCUAUAACAAUCGCUUCGCGGUGAUCUUCGUCGCGACUGAAAUAUCUCUUCGUUAGAGUGUAACAAGAUGGCGGAGUCGAAGGGACCACAUAAAUCCUGUACCGUUAUCUAAGGAACGCCUACGGUGACCGACUAGGGGAGCUGUAACUAACAAAAUACUCUAUGUAGUUUUCUUAACUAAAAAACAACCGUAAAUAAAGAACGAUAGUUCGGCUUGCUGGACCGAGUAUCGUGCAAAGAGCAGGUAGAUAUUAAUAACAGCUGCGCUGUUCCGACGAGAAAUACAAAUUGUAAGACACCAAAGACAAUAAUAAUUUCAGACAGUCAUAAAAAUC
Megalopta genalis is the source of this 4175-nucleotide messenger RNA. Its product is annotated as neprilysin-4. The record is from RefSeq and is a predicted model, not a curated record. Lineage: Eukaryota; Metazoa; Arthropoda; Insecta; Hymenoptera; Halictidae. Gene Ontology annotation, molecular function: metalloendopeptidase activity. Gene Ontology annotation, cellular component: plasma membrane. Gene Ontology annotation, biological process: protein processing.